This is a messenger RNA of Acanthamoeba castellanii str. Neff, 603 nucleotides long. RefSeq lists its product as uncharacterized. The transcript is spliced from 8 exons. Gene Ontology annotation, molecular function: guanyl-nucleotide exchange factor activity. The record is from RefSeq and is a predicted model, not a curated record. Gene Ontology annotation, biological process: Ras protein signal transduction; positive regulation of GTPase activity. NCBI's taxonomy places the organism in Eukaryota, Discosea, Longamoebia, Acanthamoebidae. Gene Ontology annotation, cellular component: plasma membrane. The coding region runs from base 1 to 603 and encodes 200 amino acids.
AUGACCAACAGCGCCAGGAAGCCGAACGCCAGACAGACGAUUACGACGGAGAGGAGAAACCAACGAGCCGCGGAGAAAAGCGCGGCGGCGAGUGUCAGCAAACGCAAGAAGGAUGAAGCGGAUGAAGUGGAUGAGGACGGCGAUGGGUCGGGGCUGGUGGGCGACUUCCUCGCGGCUCACCCGCACGACAUUGCUGUGGCUCUGACUGCGCGCCACUGGGCGAUCUUCGGCCCGAUCCCACUGCUCGACCUCGUGGGCACGAAAGUCGAGCUGUGGCGAGGCCGAACGGUCACGGUGACCCUCACAUCGCUGGCCAGGGCCAAGCUCAAGGCGCGGGUGUACAAGAAGUGGAUCAAGGUGGCUUGGAAGCUGCGGCUGCUCAACAAUUUUGAGUUCAUGCUCCAUGUCAUGGAUGCGCUUGAGUCCACCCGUUUGAAAAAGGUGAAGCCUGAUUGGGAGUCAGCGCAGCAUACACGCGGCGUUGGGCCUGAGUACCGGGAGGCAUUGGCCCAAGCGCAGCCUCCCUGCAUUCCCUUCCUGAACCUGGAUAAGGAUGGCCGAGUCAUGGGCGUGCUGGCCAGGCUGGGCGUUGGAAGCUUAUGA